Messenger RNA from Oryctolagus cuniculus (rabbit), 4030 nucleotides. The record is from RefSeq and is a predicted model, not a curated record. Lineage: Eukaryota; Metazoa; Chordata; Mammalia; Lagomorpha; Leporidae.
AUGGGGUUGCCACUGGCCCGCCUGGCAGUGGUCUGCCUGGCCCUGUCCUUGGCCGUGGCCGGGCAGAUUCAGGAAGAAGGCCGAGCCCAGAACCACGGCCACAACGUCUGCAGCACCUGGGGCGACUUCCACUACAAGACCUUCGACGGCGCCGUCUUCCGCUUCACCGGCCUCUGCGACUACAACUUCGCCUCCGACUGCCGGGACUCCUACAAGGAGUUCGCCCUGCACCUGCAGCGGGGCCCGGCCCAGGCCGGGGGCGCCUCCCAGAUCACAUCCGUCCUGCUCACCAUCAAAGACGACGUCAUCUAUCUCACCCACCAGCUGAUCGUGGUCAACGGGGCCAUGGUCAGCACCCCGCACUACAGCUCCGGGCUGCUCAUAGAGAAGAGCGAGGCGUACACCAAGGUCUACUCCCGCGCUGGCCUCUCCCUCAUGUGGAACCGGGAGGACUCGCUCAUGCUGGAGCUGGACAGUAAGUUCCAGAACCACACCUGCGGCCUCUGCGGGGACUACAACGGCCAGCAGACCUCGGAGUUUCUCUCUGAUGGCAUCUCCCUCAGCGCCACUGAGUUUGGCAACAGGCAGAAGAUCAACAACCCCCAGACCAAGUGUGAGGACCCCGAGGAGGUGUCGGCCCCCGAGUCCUGCUCCAAGCACCGCGCCGAGUGCGAGAGGCUGCUGACCGCCGCGGCCUUCGAGGACUGCCAGGCCCGGCUGCCGGUGGAGCUGUACCUGGACGCCUGCGUGCAGGACCUGUGCAGCUGUGGGGCAGACGCCUCCUGCGCCUGCAGCACCAUCUCCGAGUUCUCCCGCCAGUGCUCCCACGCCGGCGGCCGGCCCGGCAGCUGGAGGACCGCCUCGCUCUGCCCCAAAAGCUGCCCUGGGAACAUGGUGUACCUGGAGAGCGGCUCGCCCUGUAUGGACACCUGCUCCCACCUGGAGGUCAGCAGCCUGUGCGAGGAACACCCCAUGGACGGCUGCUUCUGCCCAGAAGGCACCGUGUAUGAUGACGUCGGGGGCAGCGGCUGCAUCCCGGUGAGCCAGUGCCACUGCAAGCUACACGGGCGCCUGUACUCCCCGGGCCAGAAGAUCACCAACGACUGUGAGGACUGCGUCUGCAACGCCGGCCGCUGGGUCUGCAAGGACCUGCCGUGCCCCGGGACCUGCGCCCUGGAGGGCGGCUCCCACAUCACCACCUUCGACGGGAAGAAGUUCACCUUCCACGGCGACUGCUACUACGUCCUGAGCAAGGGCGACCACAACGACUCCCACGCUCUCCUGGGCGAGCUGGCCCCCUGCGGCUCCUCGGACAAGCAGACCUGCCUGAAGUCGGUGGUGCUGGUGACCGACCGGAAAAAGGAUGUGGUGGCCUUCAGGGCGGACGGCAGGGUCCUGCUCAACGAGCUGGAGGUGCACCUGCCCCACGUCACAGCCAGCUUCUCCAUCUUCCAACCGUCCUCAUACCACAUCAUCGUGGACACGGCCUUCAGCCUGCGGCUGCAGAUCCAGCUGGUCCCUGUCAUGCAGCUCUACGUCACACUGGACCAGGCCUCCCAGGGCCAGGUGCAGGGCCUCUGCGGGAACUUCAACGGCCUGGAGAGCGAUGACUUCAGGACGGCCAGCGGGCUGGUGGAGGCCACGGGCGCCAGCUUCGCCAACACCUGGAAGGCCCAGUCCAGCUGUCACGACAAGCUGGACUGGCUGGACGACCCCUGCUCGCUCAACAUCGAGAGCGCCAACUACGCCGAGCACUGGUGCUCCCUCCUGAAGAAGACGGAGACCCCCUUCAGCAAGUGCCACUCGGCUGUGGACCCCUCGGAGUAUUACAAGAGGUGCAAGUACGACACCUGCAACUGUGCGAACAGCGAGGACUGCCUGUGCGCGGCGCUGUCCUCCUACGCGCACGCCUGCGCCGCCAAGGGCGUCAUGCUGUGGGGCUGGCGGGAGCGCGUCUGCAACAAGGAGGCGGCCUCGUGCCCCAGCUCCCAGGUCUUCCUGUACAACCUGACCACCUGCCAGCAGACCUGCCGCUCGCUCUCCGAGGCCAACAGCCACUGCCUGGAGGGCUUAGCCCCCGUGGACGGCUGCGGCUGCCCCGACCACACCUUCCUGGACGAGAAGGGCCGCUGCGUGCCCGUGGCCAAGUGCUCCUGCUACCACAACGGGCUCUACCUGGAGGCGGGGGACGUGGUGCUGAGGCAGGAGGAGCGAUGCAUCUGCCGGAACGGGAGGCUGCACUGCACGCAGGUCAAACUGCUGGGCCAGAGCUGUGCCGCCCCGAAGAUCCUCGUGGACUGCAACAAUCUGACUGCUCUGUCCACCCUGAGGCCACGCUCCCUCAGCUGCCAGACGCUGGCUGCGAGCUAUUACCACACGGGCUGCGUCAGCGGCUGCGUGUGCCCCGAGGGGCUGAUCGACGACGGCCGGGGCGGCUGCGUGGAGGAGGAGGACUGCCCGUGCCUGCACCACAAGAACCUGUACUCCCCGGGCUCCAAGAUCAAGGUGGACUGCAACACCUGCACCUGCCAGAGGGGGCGCUGGGUGUGCACUCAGUCCCUGUGCCACGGCACCUGCUCAAUCUACGGGAGCGGCCACUACGUCACCUUCGACGGCAAGUACUACGACUUUGAUGGACAGUGCUCCUACGUGGCCGUCCAGGACUACUGCGGCCAGAACUCCUCCGGGGGCUCCUUCAGUAUCGUCACCGAGAACGUCCCCUGCGGCACCACGGGCGUCACCUGCUCCAAGGCCAUCAAGAUCUUCCUGGGGGGCACGGAGCUGAAGCUGGAGGAGAAGCAGCGGAGGGUGGUGCAGCUGGCCGGCCGGCACGUGGCCUACACCACGCGGGAGGUGGGCCAGUACCUGGUGGUGGAGGCCAGCACGGGCGUCAUCGUGAUCUGGGACAAGAAGACCACGCUCUUCAUCAAGCUGGCCCCCUCCUACAAGGGCACCGUGUGCGGGCUGUGCGGGAACUUCGACGACCGCUCCAACAACGACUUCACCACGAGAGACCACUUGGUGGUCAGCAGCGAGCUGGACUUCGGCAACAGCUGGAAGGAGGCGGCCACCUGCCCGGACGUGGGCAGCACCCCGGAGCCCUGCAGCCGGAACCCGCACCGCCGCUCCUGGGCCGAGAAGCAGUGCAGCCUCAUCAAGAGCUCCGUGUUCAGCGCCUGCCACAGCAAGGUGGACCCCACGGUCUUCUACGAGGCCUGCGUGCACGACUCCUGCUCCUGCGACACGGGCGGCGACUGCGAGUGCUUCUGCUCCGCCGUGGCCGCCUACGCGCAGGAGUGCACCAAGGCCGGGGCCUGCGUGUUCUGGAGGACGCCGGACCUGUGCCCCGUGUUCUGUGACUACUACAACCCCCCCGACGAGUGCGAGUGGCACUACGAGCCCUGUGGGAACCGCAGCUACGAGACGUGCAGGACCGUCAACGGCAUCCACUCCAACAUCUCCGUGUCGUACCUGGAGGGGUGCUACCCCCGGUGCCAGGACAGGCCCAUCUACGACGAGGACCUGAAGAAGUGCGUGAGGGAGGACCAGUGUGGCUGCUACAUCGAGGACACGCGCUACCCCCCGGGGGCUUCCGUCCCCACCGACGAGAUCUGCAAGACCUGUGUGUGCACCGAGUCCUCGCAGGUCGAAUGCCGCGUGGAGGAAGGGAAGGUUCUCAACCGGACCCAGGACGGCGCCUUCUGCUACGAGGAGGUCUGCGACCUCAACGGGAACGUGGAGCAGCGCUUCAACAUCUGCACGACUGCCGCGCCAACCCCGUCCACCCAGACGGCCUCCACGACCAUCACGCUGCCCCCCAGCACCCCGCUCCCCACCACCACCACCACCACCACCACCACCACCAGCCCCACCAGCAGCAGCACAGUACCUCCGUGCUGCUUCUGGACCGACUGGAUCAAUGAGGACCACCCGAGCAGUGGCGAUGAUGGCGGCGACCGCGAGAGCUUCGACGCCGUGUGUGCGGCUCCCGAGGACAUCGAGUGCCGGUCGGCCACCGAGCCCCACCUCA